This is a messenger RNA of Podospora bellae-mahoneyi, 288 nucleotides long. RefSeq lists its product as uncharacterized. The transcript has 2 exons. Bases 1 to 288 code for a protein of 95 amino acids. The record is from RefSeq and is a predicted model, not a curated record. Lineage: Eukaryota; Fungi; Ascomycota; Sordariomycetes; Sordariales; Podosporaceae.
AUGAAAAACCCGUAUGUCGAUUGCUAUAUUCAACGUCACAUUCGUGCAAGGUUUCAGUCUAGCAUGCGUCUUCGGCGAUGGCAGAACUCUUUCCAAGCAAUCGAGGAGGCAUUGGUGUCGGGAGCAAACGGCAUGCUUCGCUGGGUGGACUGUCAACUGCACAGCAUUGAGCGUCUUGGGGACAAGACAAAACUCGCAUCCGUCUUGCAAGAUCUUCCUCGUGACCUGACCGAGUCGUACAUCAAAAUAUUCGAGGCCAUCCCCGAGGUCGACCAGCCGUUUAUAUAA